AGAAUUUUCUCAAGAAAUGAAUAAAUUUCUAUGGUUGGGAAAUCUGAAUAAGCAUCUCGGGUACGGGGGCAAGAAGGAGGCAUCUCUGCUGAGGCCAAGUGAGAGGAUAUGGUUGAAUGGAGCUCGGCAAAGGGUGCAGAAAUCCGACAAGAGAUUGCCACUUCCCAAGCCGAGGAGAAGCAAGAAGUUCUAUGGAUAUAGCAUUGUGCUGGGAAGUCUCUUCAGCACCGUUUUGUGGGCCAUCUACGAACUGGGUAAGCCGGAGGUGGAUCACAGAGGACCCAUUGAGGACGAGUUCAGCCACCUGCCCUGGUUCCGUCAGUACUUGAUGAGGAUGUGGCACUCGCUGCAGUACUACCAGAAAAUGAUGGAGGAACCGCAGAUGGUGAAGUUGCUGCCGGACGUUCUGCCUCCUCCCUAUAUACAGCCUCCCUACUCGCUGGUCCUGGAGAUCAAAGAUGUGCUGGUUCAUCCCGACUGGACUUAUCAGACAGGGUGGCGGUUUAAGAAGCGUCCUGGCGUGGAUUACUUCCUUCAGCAGUGCAGUCGAAACUUUGAGAUCGUCAUCUACACCGCAGAACAGGGAAUGACCGCUUUUCCCCUCCUGGAUGCCCUGGAUCCCUAUGGAUACAUCAGUUAUCGUCUGGUAAGAGGAGCAACUGACCUGGUGGAGGGGCAGCAUACCAAAAAUCUGGACUACCUUAAUCGGGAUCUUAGUCGUGUGAUCGUGGUGGACUGCGACCCGAAUACCACGCCCCUGCAUCCCGAUAACAGCUUGGUGAUGACGAAGUGGCUUGGCAACGAUGACGACGUUCAGCUCUUCGACCUCACAGCCUUUCUCCAGUUGGUGGCCGAGCACCAGGUGAGCGAUGUGAGGGAAGUGCUGCGAUACUACCGCCAGUUCGAGGAUCCCAUCGAGCAGUUCAAGGACAACCAGCGGCGACUCCAGGAGCAGAACCAGGAGAAUGUUAGGGUUUCCGCCAACGGGGAACGGCAGUGGAACCUCACUCUAAUGGGGCGAUCCUUUCGGAGUUCAUAGUUCUGUGCUUUAAGGACAAAAUUACAUAAAUUAUUUCACUUUUGUUGAGUAAAAUUCCACUUCUACUAAAUAAAUAG
Molecule: messenger RNA, 1116 nt
Organism: Drosophila eugracilis
Lineage: Eukaryota; Metazoa; Arthropoda; Insecta; Diptera; Drosophilidae
Gene: ttm3
Product: mitochondrial import inner membrane translocase subunit TIM50-A
Exons: 1
Coding region: 17-1039 (340 amino acids)
Molecular function (GO): phosphoprotein phosphatase activity
Source: RefSeq, a predicted model, not a curated record